AGUUUUUGAGAAUGAUGAACUCAACUGUUCAUUCCAAUCGUUACUUUAAGCCCAAGAAUGAGUUUCAAAUGAAUGAACGUCGACGAUCCGCAAACUACCAUCCAAGCAUUUGGGAUCCCAAAUUCGUGGAGUCAUUAAACACAUCCUAUACAUAUGAGAUCCAUGGCUGUAAAUUAGAGGCGUUGAAGCAACAAAUCAGAAGCUUGCUUAAACCCACGAAAGAAUUUGAAGCUCCAGCUCAGUUAAAGCUUGUGGAUUCAAUGCAACGUCUAGGCAUGGCAUACCAUUUUGAGGAAGAGAUUGAGGAGACUAUUGGCCUUGUUCGAGGUGGUGGCAGUAGCAAUCUUUCCAUAGCUUCGCUGCAAUUUCGGCUUCUAAGAGAACAUGGAUACCCCGUCAGCUCAGCUGUGUUCAACAAAUUCAAAGGCAGUGAUGGGAGAUUCAUGGAGAGCUUAAGCAAAGAGGCAGAAGGUCUUCUGAGUCUGUACGAAGCUUCACACUAUGGAGUUGAUGGGGAACAUGAUUUGGAAGAAGCCAAGAAUUUUAGUCUCAUACAUCUGAAAGCAUUUGCAAAGAAGGAUCAAGGCAGUAAGCUGGGGAAACAAAUUCAAAAGUCCCUGGAAAUCCCCCUCCGGUGGAGGAUGACAAGAUUGGAAGCGCGAAGCUUCAUCGAUCUCUAUCGAGUGAACAGCACAGAAAACUCAUUGUUGCUGCAAUUUGCUAAGUUGGAUUACAAUCUGGUGCAAUCAGUGCAUCAGAAAGAAGUGAAGGACUUAAUAAAGUGGUGGUUGGGCACAGGCUUGAAUGCAAAGCUUAGCUUCACGAGGGAUCGACUAAUGGAGAACUAUUUGUGGGCGAUGGGGAUAAUCUUUGAGCCGAAGUUCUCCAAAUGCAGGAUAGGCCUCACCAAGUUUAUCUGUAUACUAACAGCAAUAGAUGACAUGUAUGACAUCUAUGGAUCACUCGAUGAGCUUCAACUUUUCACCGAUGCAGUGAACCGAUGGGACGGGAAGGCCACAGAUCACCUUCCCGAUUACAUGAAGAUAUGCUACUUGGCCAUGUUCAACUUUGGAAAUGAAAUUGCUCGGGAUGCUCUGACAGAACAUGGCUUGAAUGUGAUCCCCUUCAUCAAGGAAGAGUGGGCAAAUCUUUGCAGAUCAUAUCUGGUUGAAGCGCAAUGGUUUUACAAUGGGUACACUCCAACCCUGAAGGAAUACUUAGAAAGUGGAUGGAAUUCAGUGGGUGGUAAAGCAGCCAUAGCCCAUGCUUAUCUACUGCUAGGAUCCGCCAUAACCAGACCUUCUGUUGACAGCUUCAAAGCUUGCUCUGAUGUAGUUUACUGGUCAUCCCUCAUAGCUCGACUAAGCAAUGAUUUGGGUACUUCAAAGGCUGAGAUCAUGAGAGGGGAUGCAGCAAAGUCCAUUCAGUGUUACAUGAUCGAGGAGGGAGUGUCUGAAGAAGAAGCAAGAGAGCAUAUAAAAGGGCUCAUGGGAUUUUCAUGGAGGAAACUUAACGAGGCAAGUGCGAGAAAUAAUCAUGCUAAAUCCCUAGUAAAGAUGUGUUUGAACAUGGCUAGGACUGCUCAACUUAUCUACCUGCGGGGAGAUGGGAUUGGCACAUCAGUUGGAGCCAUCAAAGAUCAUUUGAUCUCGUUAAUUGUGAAACCAAUUCUGAUUAAAUAAUCAAUUAAAUAGACGUUUUCUAAUAAAGUAUGUAUAAACAUUAGAAAACCCUGCAUGGACAAAAGCUAGUAAAUUAUGUCAUUCUGAUUGAAAGUGAUAUUCCCUGGCUAGCUAGCUAGCUAAUGCUUGUUGAUUCUUGAAGUACAAUAUGACCUCC
This is a messenger RNA of Diospyros lotus (date-plum), 1839 nucleotides long. RefSeq names its product probable terpene synthase 9. The record is from RefSeq and is a predicted model, not a curated record. The transcript has 7 exons. Gene Ontology annotation, biological process: diterpenoid biosynthetic process. Bases 12 to 1682 code for a protein of 556 amino acids. Gene Ontology annotation, molecular function: magnesium ion binding; terpene synthase activity. NCBI's taxonomy places the organism in Eukaryota, Viridiplantae, Streptophyta, Magnoliopsida, Ericales, Ebenaceae.